AUGAGCAAAUUCGUAAGAAAUGGACCAAUUGUCUCUCUGAUGCCCCUCAACUCUACUAAACACUUUCCCCAGCAUAUAUCCACCUCCCGGUUGUUCUUCAGUACUAAAAUUAAGCUUUUGAUUUUCAAGUGCCGUUCCUCCAAGAAUGAAGAAUCAAAAGAAUCCCACUUGGGCUUCUCUGUGCUGGAGAGGGACAUUCAAUGUGAUAGGGGGACCAUAUUUAGCACAAUGGCAUUUUAUGUCUUCAGUUUGCAUGUCCCUCUAAGUUUCGGUGGGUUGGCCGCCGUUGCCAAUAUACUGCAUCGACCUGUACUUGAUCCACAAACUGUGGCAUCAUCAUUACUUGGACUAGAAAUCUCAGAGCUAUUAGUGGUUCUGCUACUGCUUAAAACUCUUGUGAAGCCCCAGUACAAUGUUCUCGACUUUUUCCAAACUGAUGGAAUAACUGCAGAUAGGAACUGGUUGCGAGCAUCAGUCAUUGGUUUCUUAUCUAUCAUUUGCUUGGUGUUUGCCACAUCAAUUGUGGCAGACCUUUUGCUGGGACCUGAGGAGGUAAACAAUCCAAUGUUACAGAAUCUUCUCUCAACAGGUCCAACCUCCGCCAUACCUUGUAUUCUAGUCUAUUGCGUCAUCACACCUUUUCUUGAAGAACUUGUGUAUAGAGGGUAUCUGCUGACAUCCCUUUCAGGCACUAUGAAGUGGCAUGAAGCAGUGCUCCUGAGUUCUGCAAUGUUUAGUGCAUCUCACUUCUCUCCUGAGAAUUUCUUGCAAUUGUUUAUUGUUGGCUGUGUCCUUGGGGACGUUUCAUUCAUUUGUGGGAGAGCUGGAGUUUGUGCCCUUGGUGCCGUUGUGGCGUACUCAAUGGGAGACAGUGACCUGAUGGAUUCCUAUGUGAUCAAAUUGAAACAGAUUAAACUGCCAGAGGAUCUGUCUGAUGGACGUUUGAACGGUAGAGCUGGUUACCUGUGGGCAUGUCUCUUCAUCAACACACAUUUAGGCAAAGAAACCAUUUCCUCUGUCCAAUUGGUAAGGUUGGGAAGAAAGGGUGGAAGUCGAUUAAUGUUCCAGUGGAAUGGCAAGAAUCACUGGGGUGCUGCUCAUGGAUUGGCUGGAAUCAUGCAUGUCUUGAUGCACUUCAAUCUGAAGGAAAAUCAGCGAAAGGAGGUCAAGAAAACACUUUUUCACAUGAUAAAGAACCGCCUUCCCAGUGGAAACUACCCUCCAUGUAAAGAAGAUAAGAGUGACUUGCUUGUGCAUUGGUGUCAUGGAGCCCCUGGAAUUGCACUCACUCUUGUCAAGGCUGCCGACACUACAACAAAAAUGGGCUAUUAAUACCUUUAUGGUGGGACACUUUUCCUAAAAUGUGUCUUAUUAUAUGUGUAUUAGGACAUUUGCUAAAAAGUGUUUUAUUGAAAAUGAAAAAGUGUAUUCAUAUUAUGACACACUAUCAUAAGUGUACUAUUUAGGGUUGCUUGUGAACUAUUACCUUACUUAAUGGGUCACUUUAAAGUGUCUUAAUGAGUGACAAUCUAAUAAUACACUUUCAAAUAUUUUAUGACUUAUUGUGACUCGAUUAU
Molecule: messenger RNA, 1577 nt
Organism: Oldenlandia corymbosa var. corymbosa
Lineage: Eukaryota; Viridiplantae; Streptophyta; Magnoliopsida; Gentianales; Rubiaceae
Source: the annotation of a GenBank genome assembly